AUGGCCAACCCAAUGGAUACCGAUGCUGGAUCUGAGCUGUUCAGCAACUACGAGGCCGAACUCAAGCUCGUCCAAGCCGAUCUGAACCAGAAACUGGAACAGCUCGCCGAACUAUCCGGAGAAGAGCGCAAGGCUGCCAUCAGUCGCGCACAACACUCACUUGAAGAGGCCACCGAGAUCUUGGAUUCGAUGCGGCUGGAGAAAGAGAACUUGCCCUCAAACCAAAAGACAAAGACGAACCAACGCUUCCGCAACUACACCCACGACAUCGAUAUGGCCAAACAGAAACUGAAGGGCCUGUCGAGCGACAAGUCUGCCCUUUUCGGAAGACGCUACACCGAUAAUCCCACCGGUGACGAUCAGCUUGAGCAAAGACAGCAACUUCUGUCCGGUACCGAUAGACUCGAACGCUCAAGUGGCCGCCUACGUGAGAGUCAGAGAAUCGCUCUGGAAACUGAAAACAUUGGAAGCAAUACUCUUGCGGACUUGGCCAGACAAAGAGAAGUCAUUGAGCACUCUCGCGAUGUCCUCAUCGAGGGUGAAGGCUACACCGACAGAAGCAAUAAGACGCUGAAGCAGAUGGCUCGUAGAAUGGCUACGAAUAAGAUAAUCACUAUCGCCAUUAUUACUGUGCUGGUUCUUCUGAUUCUCGCUGUCAUUAUCAGCAAGUUCAGAUAG
Aureobasidium subglaciale EXF-2481 is the source of this 678-nucleotide messenger RNA. RefSeq lists its product as uncharacterized. Gene Ontology annotation, cellular component: SNARE complex; ER to Golgi transport vesicle membrane; late endosome membrane. The record is from RefSeq and is a predicted model, not a curated record. Bases 1 to 678 code for a protein of 225 amino acids. Gene Ontology annotation, molecular function: SNAP receptor activity; SNARE binding. Lineage: Eukaryota; Fungi; Ascomycota; Dothideomycetes; Dothideales; Saccotheciaceae. Gene Ontology annotation, biological process: retrograde transport, endosome to Golgi; vesicle fusion with Golgi apparatus; intracellular protein transport. The transcript is spliced from 3 exons.